Closterium sp. Naga37s-1 is the source of this 1821-nucleotide messenger RNA. The record is from the annotation of a GenBank genome assembly. NCBI's taxonomy places the organism in Eukaryota, Viridiplantae, Streptophyta, Zygnematophyceae, Desmidiales, Closteriaceae.
AUGAACGACAUACCUAUCACCAUCUUCGGCCUUCAUCCAUCCACCACUCCCCCGCCUUCGCCUCCCGGCUCUCCAGAACCUUCCUGGAUGAUUCUCCUCUUUAAGUACCUCCACGUCGUGCCGCCGGACCGCAUAGUAGCCGUUUCGAGCUCCGACAACGUCGUUAUGCUGCCGAGCAGGCACUGCGAGCAGCAGCACCUGCUUGAGUCCUUUCUCUCGUUACAAUCACCUGUGGUCUUCGCGGCUAACGACCGCUGCGCACCGUCACCUUCCUCCUCCCCCUCCGCCUCAUCCGCUUCCUCGUUCUUCUACAAGCCCCAUUCAGCAGACGGCGCGCCGAACAGGUUCCUUAACCUGGGGAUGUUUAUAGGGUACGCAUGGGCCCUGCAGCGAGUGCUGGAGGUAGUGGUUGGGAGCACUCAAGGCCACGGCUCCUCAGGUCAUGCAGCUUCUGCCUCUGCCUCUGCUGCCGCAGCUGCUGCUGUUGCAGGUCCUGCAGGUGCUCAUGUUGAUGCGCAGAGGCAGCUUCUCCUCGCCUUCUUGGCGCAGGAUAACAUCUUCUCCUCUCUCCCCCGACUGCCCAUGGAUUUCCCCUUUGCCAAUGUGACUGGCACCAGCAAGGAGGGGGGUGAUCCUGCGGUUGGGUCGGGAGCAGCGGAUGGUGCAGGGGGCGUGUUGGAAAAUCAGGAUGCAAUGGCGCCGCCUGUCACGUUCGCGUCAACCGCGCUCGACAACCGUUUUCUUCCGAGUUCCUCCGAUCCAUUUUCUUCCUCACCCUCUUCAGCAUCAUCAUCAUCAGCAGCAGGAGCAGCUGUGUGUGCGGCAUUCCCCGCUCACCCUACAGCUCCCUCCUCCUCUCGUCCUUUUAUAUCUCUUGACCACCAGAACCAGCUCUUUCAAGUGAUGGGAGCACGUGGGGCUGCAGCUCCAUGGAGUAAGGAAGUGGAAGUGGUGGCAUCGGGGGAGGAUGUGCGAGUGAAGGCAGAAGGGACGGGAGGGGAGGCGUGUGCGUUUCAGCAGGAGGAUUGGGUGGGUGGAGGAGGGGAGGGGGCGGACAUGGGUGUUGUGAGGCUGACUAAGGAUACACUUUCUGCUCUCACCUUCAGCACAGCAGUGAAGGGCGCAUCUCUCUCAACCAACCGCCUGGCAGCAGCUCCCGCCGUUGUGCCCCGUGGACUAAGUGUUUCCGCCCUCCUCGGGUUCAACAAAACUGCCGUCCCCGCAAAGGCUACCCCGGCUAAGAAACAGCUCCGUACAGAAGAUGGCAUUUUCGGCACAUCCGGUGGAUUCGGCUUCACGAAAGCUAAUGAGCUCUUCGUCGGCCGCGUGGCGAUGCUUGGAUUCGCCGCGUCGCUUCUCGGCGAAGCGGUAACGGGGCAAGGAAUUCUCUCGCAACUCAACCUCGAGACCGGAAUUCCCAUCACGGAAGCUGAGCCGCUGCUCCUCUUCUUCAUCGCAUUCACCGUGCUCGGCGCGAUCGGCGGGCUGGGUGAUCGCGGGCGAUUCGUUGACGACGAGGCGCCUGCGGGUCCGCCGGUGAAGCCGGGGAGUUUCAAGGCCGCGCUUGGGCUGAGCGAGGACGGGCCUCUGUUUGGAUUCACCAAGGCGAACGAGCUGUUUGUGGGGCGCAUGGCGCAAUUAGGGUUUGCGGCGAGCUUGAUUGGUGAGGUGAUCACUGGGAGAGGUGCGUUGGCACAGCUGAAUAUCGAGACUGGGUUGCCGAUUUUCGAGUUGGAGCCGCUGCUGUUGGCGAGCAUCGCGUUCUUCUUCGUCGCGGCUAUCAAUCCCGGUACAGGGAAGUUUAUCAACGAUGAAGAGUAG